AUGGGUGAACCCAAUCAUCCUUUACAUACAGGACAUAAUAGGAGGGAUUCUCAAAGAUCGACGCGAUUAUCGAUGCAGAUGCAAGACGAAGAUGAAGAUGAUUAUGCUUCGGCAGCCAUGGGGGUCUCAAAUGGUGGUGGUUACAGGCCGUCGGAUUCAAUUCAAAAUACUUACACUCCACCACCACCAUCAUCACCAUCGUCACGACAACCUCAAAGUCAAUUACCUCCCAUAGAGAGAAGGAGAGCAUCAACACCACCACCAAGACCUUCGAGUACAACGAAACCAAAAGGAAUCGAUUCGUUUGCGUUACGGAAUGAUGGUGGAAUUGGUCAAAUGUCAAGGGGUCCAACAUUCGCAUCCCCGGGUGGAAAUGAAAAUGGAAAUGGAUUAACAAGGACAUAUACUGCAUCAAGUGCAUCAACUGUAUCGAGCGUAUCGAGCGCAUCGAGCGAUUUGACAGUGAUGAGGCCGGAAAGCCCCUAUCAAGGACCUUCAGGACCAUCGCAUCCAUAUAAUAUGUAUAAUCAAGAAUCACGAUUAGCGAGAACAGCGAGUAUAGCAACAACUUCAACAAUGCCGGCACCACCACGAGAAAUGUCGUAUACGGGUCCAAGCGGUCCAACACAUCCUUACGGCAUGUACCCGCAGAGUACAGUCUCAAGUGAUACCGAUCAUUUACCAGUUGCACCCAUUCCGGUUGGUUUUCCGGGACUCAAUAAUGAUUACCAACGAAGGUUAGGUCCGGAAGGUGAGGAGGCCGCGGAUCUUAUUGGACCUGAUGGACACACAGAACAACUUCCACCCUAUACUAAAUAUGCAGAUGAGGCUUUUGCGAGAAAAUCACGACGCACAUCCAUACCUACACCUGUACCUGUACCCCUACCUGUGCCUACGAUUCAAAUUCCAGCUCCCGUUGUUCCUAUAUCUGGUGCUGGAGGCAUGGGACUAGCGACUCGAAAUCCCGAAUUUGCAUCACAAGACGAUCUUGAUUCAUCUCGUUCACGUCAAUCAACACGGAGUAUAAUGUCAGAUCGAAGUUCACACCAUGCCAAUACCGCCAGUAUGGAAUUUUCCGAAAAACCCCAAUUGAAGAAGUGGCAGGUUGCUGCCAAAAAGAAAUUAUGUGGCAUCGUUCCUGUAUGGGUCGUCGUUUUGAUAACACUGGUCUUCAUCCUCUUUGCAAUCGUACUAGGAACCGUCUUUGCCCUUCUGAAGCCGAAGCACAACGAUUCUGACAAUCAGAAUGAUAGUGAUGAUAGCCAAACGAGCCAAACAACAGUAUUUGCUACCAUGACCACCACUUUCGAUGCCACCCCACUUUCUUACGUACCUACUUCGCUCCCAACGCUUCCAACGGGAACUUACAACAUGCCCCUCACCGUUCCCUCGACUGCUCAGAGUAGUUGCAUCAUGAACACGGCCGAAAACUCUGCUUGGAGUUGCUCCAUAGCAACGACACCACUUGAAAUGUCUAUCGUAGAUAUACCAGGGGGAGAUGAACUUUCCAACAAGGAAAUUAUGAUGAACUAUGGCGACGCAUCCUUAAAAUUCUAUCCAUAUGGCGCCCAACCACCGAUCUUGUCCACUGCUCAGGUGUUGACUCUUGUCAAUGAUUCGGAAUUUCCCAGUCGAGGUCCAGCCUGGUUUUUCCAAAUUUCAUACAACAAGGUAGUCGUGUUACCACACAAGACCUUUUCAACAAAAUCGAAGCGGGAACAGCCUGCUGCUGGUUUCAUGAAUCGCAAAGGGGUAGCUCAAGCGGGAGACCAGCCUUGGUUUUGUUAUUGGAAUGGAACUCUACUAGAAGCAUUCAUUUAUGUCAACGAAACUAGUAGCGCAGGUUCUACCUCUACGGUCACUUCCGGUACUUCAUUUCCAACUCCUACUGGUGGAUAUGGUGGUGGAUAUGGUACGAGUACGCAUUCGUCAGAUGUACCUUCAUCUUCUGCUGGAGUUCAAUCACAAGGCUCUUCUUCAUCUGGAUCUUCGCAACAGGAUAACCCUCAAUUCCUACCGCAAUACCCCAAAGUCUAUAAAGUCGCCGAACGUCGUGUUCCUCGAGGUGGUCAGACCGUUCCAGCCUACUGUGUAGCUCAUCAGAUCUUAUCGGAUGGUAUGGCUUCACCUUUAAUGAACUCGACUGGUCAGCCUAUCACCAUCUACUUGAAUGAGACGGAACCUACCAGUCUAUCGCCACUACAAGACCGUAGUCUUGUCUCAGACCUGUUUGAACGAGAUAUAACGAAUCGGGAUGGCGACGAGAGUUGUGGAUGCGUAUGGCUUGAAUCUUGA
Messenger RNA from Sclerotinia borealis F-4128, 2295 nucleotides. NCBI's taxonomy places the organism in Eukaryota, Fungi, Ascomycota, Leotiomycetes, Helotiales, Sclerotiniaceae. The record is from the annotation of a GenBank genome assembly.